Molecule: messenger RNA, 723 nt
Organism: Theobroma cacao (cacao)
Lineage: Eukaryota; Viridiplantae; Streptophyta; Magnoliopsida; Malvales; Malvaceae
Source: RefSeq, a predicted model, not a curated record
AUGAAAGGAGCUCAAAUCCUUGUAGCAUUUGUCCUGUUGGCUUUGGCCUCCUCACUUGCCUCUGCCUUUGAUCCCAGCCCUCUUCAGGACUUCUGUGUAGCCAUCAAUGAUACCAAAAAUGGUGUAAUAAUUUUUUUUUUUUUGUUAUAUUCAGUUUUUGUUAAUGGCAAGUUCUGCAAGGACCCAAAGCUCGUGAACGCGGAAGAUUUCUUCUUUUCAGGGCUUAACAAGCAAGGAAACACAUCAAAUCAACUAGGAUCAAAAGUUACUCUGGUGAAUGUUGGACAAAUAUCCGGACUUAACACUCUUGGCAUAUCUCUGGCUCGAGUCGACUAUGCACCCUAUGGUGGCCUAAACCCCCCUCACACUCACCCUCGUGCCACGGAAAUCCUAGUCGUUGUGGAGGGCACACUUUAUGUUGGUUUUGUUACAUCCAACCCGGAUAACCGUCUCAUCACCAAAGUCUUAUAUCCUGGAGAUGUCUUCGUUUUUCCAGUUGGUCUCAUUCACUUCCAGUUCAACAUAGGGAACACCAAUGCUGUUGCCUUUUCUGGUCUUAGCAGCCAAAACCCAGGGAUUAACACCAUUGCAAAGGCUGUCUUUGGCUCAAACCCUGCCAUCAAUCCUGAAGUUCUUGCAAAGGCCUUCCAGCUGGAUAAGAAUAUCGUAAACCAACUUCAGUCUCGGUUCUGGUGGAAUAACAACUAGAGGAAUAUUUCUAUA